UGACUAAUGGAUGUAUCCGUUUCUGAUUCAGAUUGGCGGCAAUCACCACUUCAUGCAUUUUUGGUGGACAAUUUUCAGUUGAACCUCAGUGUUGACUUGCUCCUCUGUUGCCAACAACAAUGUCCGGCUUGCUGAAUUCAAAUCUUAACAGUUCCACAUCGAACCUUCCAGAGCCAUUCACAACAUCCUUUUCUGGUCAAUCUGGAUCAGUUCAAGGUUUCCAUCACUCUGGUCUGCACAACAUUCAUGGAAAUUAUAGCCUUCCAAAUAUGCCUGGAUCACUUGCACAAAGGAAUGCUGCCAUGAGUGGCCUUCCAUCCUCCGGGGUUCAGCAACCUGGAGGGAGCAUUUCUGGGAGAUUUGCUUCAAACAACCUUCCUGUUGCCAUGUCUCAGAUUCCUCAUGCACAUUCUGGUGUCGGUGGUAGAGGAAUGAAUGUUGGUGGAGGUCAAGCAUUCAGCAGUGGAAUGAACAUGGGUGGUAGCAUUCAAGGUUUAUCCUCAAACUUGGGCACCAGUGGUAAUCGAAAUUCUGUUCCUGGCAAUCCAGCUUUAGGAAACCUGGGUCCACGUAUUACAAGCUCCGCGGGAAACAUUGUGGGUGGAAGUAACAUUGGAAGAAAUAUAAGCUCUGGUGGAUUGUCGGUGCCGAGUAUCUCAUCACACAUCGAUUUUAGUGGCAAUGCUGCAAGUGGAAGACUAAAUGUGCAAGGAUCCAACAGGAUGAUGAAUGGCCUUAUUCCGCAAGGAUCAUCGCAACUGAUGAAUAUGAUUAGAAGUUCGUACCCAACGUCUGGUGGUUCAUUAUCCCAGAACCAAAUGCAACCAGGAAAUAAUUCUCUAGGUUCCAUGGGGAUGCUACAUGACGCCAGUGACAGUGCUCCAUUCGACAUCAGUGAUUUCCCCCAGUUAACUGGUCGACGGCCUAAUUCAGCUGGUGGUCCACAGGGACAAUAUGGAUCACUACGGAAGCAAGGAGUUGGUGUUAACUCCAUUGUUCAACAAAACCAGGAGUUCAGUAUUCAGAACGAAGAUUUCUCCGCUCUUCCAGGAUUUAAAGGUUGUUACAGUUAAAUUAUUCCUAGAACCUCCGUGUGGUAUGAAUGCCGUGAUCUUCUCCUCAAGUCAACAAAGGCUUACUGCCUUUCUAUAUGCUUGAUGGAGAAAGGUCAGAAGACGAGGAUGCAAAGAUUUCAUGAGGGCCAGCGGGGCAAGACCCCAUGCAGCUGA
Molecule: messenger RNA, 1229 nt
Organism: Hordeum vulgare subsp. vulgare (domesticated barley)
Lineage: Eukaryota; Viridiplantae; Streptophyta; Magnoliopsida; Poales; Poaceae
Product: probable NOT transcription complex subunit VIP2
Biological process (GO): nuclear-transcribed mRNA poly(A) tail shortening
Cellular component (GO): P-body; CCR4-NOT core complex
Source: RefSeq, a predicted model, not a curated record